UUGUUGAUUAACUUUUAAUCGGUUCGGCGGGCCCCCUUUUUCCCCGAGCCGGGACAUCCUCGCUUUAAGAUCCAGGGAUUGGAGGGGGAUUUUGGGGCCCAGCCGCUCGGAGACUGUGGCGAGGGUAGGUUCAGGGCCGAUGUGGUGUAAUUCAGGCCGCCAACAGGCCCGAUAAAUCCCUGCCCUCCCGCCAUUCCUUCGCCUGUCGCUCGAUCUGUUGGCCGGGACAACUGUCGGGGUCGGGCCCGCCUGCUCUCUUCACCCAGGCCGCCAACACUAGAAAGUGGAAGUGAAUAAUGAAUCUAUGCAUUUUGAGUAGAAAUGAUGGAAGAACUGCACAGUCUUGAUCCAAGGCGGCAGGAGCUCCUUGAAGCAAGGUUUACUGGGAUGGGAGUCACCAAGAUGCCAGUCAACGAGUCGUCCAACCAGAGCUUGUGUAGCUUGGGAUCGCUGAGUGACAAGGAAUCAGAGACACCAGAGAAGAAACAAAAUGAGCAACGGGGAAGGAAGAGAAAGGCAGAUUCUUACAAUGAUGCCAAUCAAGGCAAAGGCAAUCCAAGGGGACAUAAAAUUAGUGAUUACUUUGAGUUUGCUGGUGGGAAUGUCACAGGCACAAGUCCAGGCCGGAGUGUGCCACCUGUAGCUCGCUCAUCGCCACAACAUUCCCUGUCAUAUUCGUCACCUUCUGUUCAGCAUGGCAGUCCGUCAUCAGUGGGGUCAGCCAACACAGAGCAUUCCUGUAAUUCACAAAAGAUAAUUAAUGUACAACAUAAGCAAUCGCAGACAGACUUCACACUGGAGAAGCUCACUGCCUUGGAAAGCAACAAAAAUUCUGACCUGGAAAAAAAGGAAGGCCGGAUUGAUGAUUUACUCCGGGCAAAUUGUGACUUAAGAAGACAAAUAGAUGAACAACAGAAAAUGCUUGAAAGAUACAAAGAACGGUUAAAUAAGUGUGUGACAAUGAGUAAAAAACUGCUAAUAGAAAAGUCUAAACAAGAGAAGCUUGCCUGUCGAGACAAAAGUAUGCAGGACCGACUGCGACUAGGUCACUUCACUACGGUCCGGCACGGAGCUUCCUUCACUGAGCAAUGGACAGAUGGUUAUGCGUUUCAGAAUCUUAUUAAACAGCAAGAGCGAAUAAAUACACAGCGUGAGGAAAUUGAGCGACAGAGAAAGCUACUAGCAAAACGAAAGCCAGCAGCCAUGUGUCAGAUGCCACCUACAAGUACUGAACAGAAACAGAGGAAAAACAAAGCAAAUGGAGCAGAAAAUGAAACGUUAACUUUAGCAGAAUAUCAUGAACAAGAAGAAAUCUUCAAACUAAGAUUAGGACAUUUAAAAAAGGAAGAGGCAGAGAUACAGGCAGAGCUAGAGCGAUUAGAAAGAGUGCGGAAUUUACACAUUAGGGAACUGAAAAGGAUACACAAUGAAGACAAUUCACAAUUUAAAGACCACCCCACAUUAAAUGACAGAUAUUUGCUAUUAUACCUUUUGGGAAGAGGAGGUUUUAGUGAAGUGUACAAGGCAUUCGACUUGCAAGAACAGAGAUACGUAGCAGUGAAAAUACAUCAGUUAAAUAAAACCUGGAGGGAGGAAAAGAAAGAAAAUUACCACAAACAUGCUUGCAGAGAAUAUAGGAUUCACAAGGAGUUGGAUCACCCCAGGAUAGUCCGACUCUACGAUUAUUUCUCGUUAGAUACAGACUCGUUUUGUACUGUGUUGGAGUACUGUGAAGGCAACGACUUAGAUUUCUACCUAAAACAACACAAGUUAAUGUCCGAAAAAGAGGGCCGCUCCAUUAUCAUGCAGGUAGUCAAUGCUCUGAAAUAUCUGAAUGAGAUCAAGCCCCCCAUCAUCCACUAUGACCUCAAGCCAGGUAACAUUCUGCUGGUGAAUGGAACAGCAUGUGGAGAAAUAAAAAUCACAGAUUUUGGAUUAUCUAAAAUUAUGGAUGAUGAUAGCUACAAUUCAGUGGAUGGAAUGGAACUCACGUCACAGGGAGCAGGCACAUAUUGGUACUUGCCUCCUGAAUGCUUCGUGGUUGGGAAAGAGCCUCCUAAGAUAUCCAAUAAGGUCGAUGUUUGGUCUGUGGGAGUUAUAUUCUAUCAAUGUCUAUAUGGGCGCAAGCCAUUUGGUCACAACCAGUCCCAACAGGACAUUCUACAGGAAAACACGAUUUUGAAAGCCACAGAGGUGCAGUUCCCUCAGAAGCCAGUGAACAGUGCAGAAGCGAAGGCAUUUAUCCGCCGGUGUCUGGCAUAUCGUAAAGAGGACCGGAUAGAUGUUCAACAACUUGCCAGUGACCCGUACUUGAUGCCUCAUAUUAGGAAGUCAGUGUCUAGUACCGGUCCAGGUGUGGUCGCAUCAACGUCUGGAUCAUCAAGUAACAGCACCUCAAACUGAGCAUGCAGAAUAUCCACAUGAUGGUAUGUUAAAGAAAAGGAGUACAGAAUCCGUGCUGGUUAUGAUUUGUACCAGGUGUUUUCUCCAUAUGAAUGUGGGGAGGAACGUCCUCACGGAUUCUCCUAAGAGAGAUGGACAGAGACUGUGUUGCUCCAGGCAGAAAGUAAGGACAUGAUGUCAGAGGCUAUGAAUUAUUGACCAUGACUGAUGGCUGCUAACGAAAAGGACAAUGAUGAGAAUCUGCAUCCUGCUCCCAUGUACCUUGGCAGCAGCUCAGCCUUGAACUGAAAGGGUUUUGUGCCGGUAGAGAGUGAACAAGAUGGGAGUUCACUUUUUAAAUUGCCUUCCUCUACCCACUCCCAUCCCAUUCCCCACAUCCACUCAUCAGCUGUCCAAUUCCCCAUUUCAAGUAUUACAAAUUGGGAAUGGGAACUUCAGGUUGAGAAUAAAUGACACACCGGGGAUUGAAUUGUUCAAGUUUUUAAAACUGCCUGUUGGUGGCAGUGGUGUUCUUUGAGUUUGUUAUGAAUGCAACUCUAAUUGUCUUUUAAAGAAAAUUAGACCUUUUUCUCUUUCUCCCAUGCCUACUGCCUCACGCGUCUCAACUCACUUCACUUCUCAGCUGUGGUUUCUGAUGCUUUUUCAAUGUUGUGUUUUCUUUCACUGUUCCUGCAGUACUUUAUUUUGCUUGGGUGAAUGUGGAUUAGACAGAGACAACACUAAAACUUCGAACAAUCUGCAGUACAAAAGCUACUUUGCCACAUAGAUAUGUUUUUUCAGUUUUAUUCACCUUGGCAAAUUUUUUUUUAAUAUCAGUCUUGUUCACCCAUGCCCUUCUCCAGCUUUUGGUUACCUUUCUCUCGGAAGAUGCAUGUAAACGUUAGUUAUCAAUUUGGUGUAUUGAGUACAUGAGAGGAACACUUUGCAAUCAAGCAUCGGUUUACACCGGAAUAUUUUUAUGGGGGGAGAGGUCGAAAUAUAACUGAAAAUAUUCAACUGAGGAAAAAGCAGAUAUCUGACUUUUGAUAAGUUGACUUCUAUUAUCUUUUUAAAUAGUAAGCCUUUCAGGGUUUGUUUGUUAAUGGUUCAAGAUGAGUGGAUUUUUUCAAUAAAAUGCCGAGUGGUCUAACUCUGGACAACAAAUGCUAGUUUAUUAAUUGGCAGCAUCAUACCCCUUCCCAUUAAUGCAGUGACCAAUUCUUAGCAGCCAAAGAACCAGUUAAGCUGAUAAUUACACAGCUCUGAGUUCUAGGUCAGAGCUGAGUGAAAUGCUACCAAACCCCAUCCUGGGGCAAUGGUUAAAAGCAGUUGGUCAGAUGUAUUGAAAAUCCCUGCCUCCUAGCCAUGAUAAGUCUGGCAAUACAUUUCCGAGUAUUCCACAAUAGCUGUUUUUCUUUUUUUAUACUCUGAACUUGAGAAGUUAGAACCAAACAUGAAUCUCUGAUCAUGAAAAAUUUUAACUUGCAACUUAAAAGUAUAAUGUGACAAAAGCUACUCUCAAUGUUACAGCUUAGAGAGCAUGUGUUUGUCUUAUUGUUUUGUGAUACCCGAUCUUUUAUUUGAAUAGUUUCUAAAUUUUAAAAAAAUUGCUUUUAUUGAAGUAUACUUCAUUGAACUAUAAUCACAAUCAAGAUGUCCAUGUAAAAUAUACAACAAAAUACUGAUAGGGCAAAGGAGCCCAGGGUACAAACUUAGUGCCCCACCGAUUACCUAUACUCACAAUCCUUUUCACCAUUGAGCUUGGCUUGAAGACAUUUCAUUUUCCUCUAUUUAACAACCAAAAAAAAAAAUUGGAGGUGGCAUGGAGGCGUAACAGCUUAGCAUAAUGUUAUUACAGUGCCAGCGACCUGGGUUCAAUUCUUUUGCUGUCUGUAAGGAAUUUGUACGUUCUCCCCAUGAUCUUGUGGGUUUCCUACGGGUGCUCUGGUUUCCUCCCACAUUCCAAAAGUAUAUGGGUUAGUAGGUUAAUUGGUUACAUGGGUGUCAUUGGGCUAGAAGGGCCUGCUUUUGUGCUGUAUUUCUUUAAAAAUAAAAUUAAACCUCCUAGACCUGAGUCCGGUAUAACCAAAAGCUAAGGUGACUAGCUUGUCACUGAUCCUUUUAAAGUCUCCUUCAACUUAAUCAUGGAGAAGGGGAUCUAAAUUUCCAACUUGGGUCCUCCAUGACCUCCAUCCAGCACCCUUGCAUAAAAAUUCCUGUUAUUAACACAGCACAAAGAAUGUUUAAAAAUCAACUCACACUGUUUUGAUUUCAUCCAUCUUGAAGGUGUUUUGGGAGGCUGCAUUAAAAGUGAGGGAUUGCAAGCAUUGUGCAAGUAUCUAGUUUUUGAAUAGACUUUGAUUUUUUUCCUUCAUAAAAUUUUGUGCCUACACCGAUCUUAUUAAUCCAGUGCUGCUCAGAAUGUCUGAUCUAAGUGUUGAUCUUUGCAUCUAAGUAUUUCUGCCCCUAUCUGGGUAGAGUGCAUAUGUUUGCAAAAUACACUAAUCAUAAGUAAACGUUGUACAGCAGUGAGCAAAUUGUGCAUUUAUAUUGAAAAGUUGUGACUCUGGUUGUGGGGAGAGCUAUUCCACUCCCUCCCUCCCCUCCCUCACCACUUCCUCUUGUUCGUUUCCUUGCUCACUCUCACACUCCUUUGCUUCAUCAUUCUCUAACCUUAUCUCUAGCUCUUUUGUUGUGCCUGUCCUUUCUAUAAUUUGCAAUUUGCUUGCAAUGUGCUAUUUGCCCCUCUUAAGUAAUGUUUAUCCCGUACUCCCACUAAAGCUUUGAACAAAUUUGUGGUGCUUAUGGACAUCAAGUGGCAUCAAGCACAAGAUGUCUCCAUUGCCUGGUAUUAUUUUGCUCUUUCCCCUCCCAUUUCCAACCAAGCUUAUGGUAGAUUUGACCAAAAUGAUAAAGGAUUAAGACCUGUUUUGUGUUUAUAGGAGCAGGGGAAGUGCAAAUUUUCAAGAACUUUGCAGAGUAGCCCAGUAGUUGUGUGAAAGCAUUUCGCAGCAAGUGAUACUUUCUCCCAUUGGAAAAACCCUGAAAAGAAAACAGAACAUUAAUUGUUGCAAAUGAUCAGAAAUUGGAACUGAUCAAUGCCAUUUAUGGAUUCAUCUCAUAGGCACUUUUCUUCAAAAAUAGGAAGUAGUUGCUUGAAUAUCGAGGGUUCAUCUUCCCUGGAAAAUAAAGUUGAGAUAUAAGGGCAUCCUCUUGACUUCAAGGCAAUUCUUAGAAUAGUAACCCUAACAGUUGUUGAAUUAUUGAAAAGUCUUUAUGUAGCCUGUGGAAUUAGAUUAAUUUGGAUCAAUUAAUGAAAUAUGCUGCUAUUUCUGUGCCUCCUCUCCCCAAAAGUUUUAAUAGCACAGAACUUUUUUUUUUAAUCUCUCUAGAAAUUAGGAUAUUUUGUUGGUUCAAAAUCAAUAAUCCCAUAACAUUAAGGAUAAGGAAAGCAAUUGGGAUUAAAGUGUUACCUACAGAUUGGCCAAGUAAAACAAAAUAGCAAACAGUAUCAGUAAGUCUAAAGCGUGCCUCAGAUUAAAGGCAGCAUUCUUGUGCACAAGCAUUUUUUAGGUCUGUGAAUGGAAUGGAACAUGCAAUCAGUUGUUGUGCAGAAACCUGCCCAAAGUUUGCAACAAACUUCAAAAUAUCAUGAAUUAAUAGCACCUUGUGUGUGCUUUCUUAAAUUUGUCUUUUCUACUGUUUUGUUGAAGUGUUGUUGCAAGUCUUGUAUUUCAGUGCCAGUAGUAUGCAAUUUAGUGAGCUACUUUAAUUAUUUUAAAUAACUGAUUAAAUUAGUCAGGUUUCCUUUUCUAAAUGGUUGUAUGAGUUUACUUAAUACAGUAGAAUGAAAUAAUGAAUAAUGAAACUCAGAAUUGCAGAAAAUGCAGUGUUUUGUCAAUUGACUCCAGUAUUUUCUGCUUUUAUUUCUAGUAUCAAUGCACAUGUGGGGUAUGUUAUGGUCAGGAAUAUUAUUACCCUAAAGAAGAGGCUGUGAAAAACCAUAGUAAGUUUGGUACUAUGCAGCCAGAGGAACUACUUUUACACAGAAAACAGAGUUUGCACUUGACAGUAGUGUCUUGAUGAAACAGCAACCUCUUCCAGGAGUAAUUCAUAAAUCAUCAAUCUGAUUCUAAUAGGGCUGCAUUUUACUUUCUCAAGUUUAGAAGUAGUUCUGCCUAUUAAGAAAGGGGCAUUUUUGAAGAUUGAUAUAUACUGAUCUUUUGUCAAAAGACUGAGUGAAGGUGUGUUCCCUUGACCAGUGGUCCUCAACCUCCAGUGGCCCAGAUCAGAGGCGAUUGCUGAUUUCACUUUCUCUACGCAAUCAGCAAUUGCCUCUGAUUGGGACAACAUUUAUGUGCCGGGCGGCACCUAAUUAAUUAGCUUGUUUAUUUCAGCUUUUUUCUGAACGAUGUGCUGUGUGCGUUCCACCUACUGCUGCAUCCCCUGCAUGCUUCACGGCCCGGAGGUUGGGGACCACUGCCCUUGACUGCUUGUCUGAAGAUGAAGAGAGUGCAGUGCAAACUGGAAGAGGUGGUUACUUUAGCCUGUUGAUGACCUGCUUGGAUAAGUUUGCCUGAUGGCUGCUACAAUAGACAAUGCAGGUUUUGGCAGUAUGAGCACUGGCAGUUGUCCAACUUUCCAUUAAUGUGGUCUCACCUAUCACCUGCUCUAAAGGAGAGAGUUGCCUCUGCAGAGGUCUGACUGGAAGUAAUGUCUAUAUUACACACUUGCCGUUUUUUUCCCGCUUUGAACAUUUGUGUCAACAUUUUAACCAAGCAAGUAAUAGCUUUGAUCAUCAAUAUAGAUGGCAGUUAAUACGAGCAUCAGAAAUGGGGAAAAUGGCCCAAGUUCUGAAGUUGACCUGGGGAAAGGAGGGAACAGUUGAUGUUGUGCAAUAGCAUUAAAGAGUUGGGUGUCAUGUGCAGUCACUGAGAAAUCUGCAUACAUAAUAAAUGCAGGUUAGUUAACUGUAUAGAAAUGUUCAUAGUUUGUUCAGUGAUCUUUGUCAGCUUUGCAGUUUAAUCAGAUAAAUCUUGCUCUGGGAGUGAUCAACAGCGCAGCAACCACCUUGCCAGCCCAGGUUUCAUAUUUUACCUUGAGUUGGAUUUUCCUUUCCAAACCCGCCCCAAAGUAUACAGGUAUGUAAUCCAUUCCUAGCCUUGAAAUCGCGGCUCACCUGAACAUUGUAGAAAGUUGCUAUUUAGUAUUUUUCAGAUGAAUCCUUAAAAUCCAUUUGCUGUCAUUCAGUUAAACAAAUCUUCAGGGUAAAAAAAAGUGAUCUUGUUCCUUUUUGAAUGUGCAUAAUGGAGUUUAUUUUCAAAGGGAGGAGAUCUCCAUAGUAACAACAGUUCUCUGUUCAUAUGCUAAUAAAUAUUAAAAAUGUUAAAUGUUCUUUCAAUUCCUGACUUUUGUAGUGAAUUCCAUUGCAGCAUGAGAACUUCUUGGCAGGUUGGAAAAGUUGAUCCAUUUCAUAUAUCAACUGUGGUAUUUGGAUUAGCUGUGCUCUGCAACAGCUCAUUGCAAAAAAAAACCUAAAUACAUUGAGUUUUUGGUGGGUUUCAAAUUUUUUUUCCCCUUGAAGUAUUUUAUAAAAAGAAGAGGUGACCCAGUGUGCAUUCUGAUAAAUUAGUUUUAGAGUCCCAUAGUUUUCCUAUGUCAAUUAAUGGGAAAACCUGUUUGGUUAAUUCCUUUACUUGUGUGAGUUUGUUUUUCCAAUUGAAAUUUUGUUUAUCCCAGUUGUACAUUGUAUACAAGCAAUCUUUGGACAAUUUCUCCUUUUCAUGUUGCUCCUCUCCCCCCCCCCCACCCCCCCAGCCACUACAUCUGACAGCAAAAAAUAUCAGCAGUAUUGCUCUGUGGCUGAGUGUCACUCUGCAAUUAGACGUGCAGGAAUUUCAGUUUUUAGUGUUCCUUUCAUUUUCUUUUAUUGCAGCUAAUUAAAACACUGUGAAUAACUCCUGGUUUGUAAACAUUCAGACCAGCUUAUUUCUCCCUGUGGUUCCUCUUUCUAACAGUUCCUUUUGUUUUUAAGAAAUGUGUACAAAUGCCUCUAUUUAACUGUAUACUGUAGUGGUUUGACAUCUGAUUUCAACUGUGCGAGCCUCUCCUAGACAACAGCUUUACUUUAAUGUACAAAAGAAAUAAAAAAAAAUGAAGGGGUGAAGUUAAACCGGUACAGAUAUUUUCUUUUGAAUCAAAAGGAAGGUACCGUGGAGCCCCUGUGAGUAUGUGUCACUGUGAAAUACAUGCUUGGCUAAUAACCCAGUCUGUUGACGAGGGUUGCUGUGUAUAUUUCAAUAAAUUGUAUUGCUUUGUGCAGAUACCAAACUGCUAGAUGUCCAUUGAUAGCUGCUGAAAUGUAGAAAUUGUUCCUUUUAUUCAUCUGCUAAUAAAUUGAAUCUCAUAAAAAUG
This is a messenger RNA of Hypanus sabinus (Atlantic stingray), 8796 nucleotides long. It is a transcript of the gene tlk2, whose product is annotated as tousled-like kinase 2. Lineage: Eukaryota; Metazoa; Chordata; Chondrichthyes; Myliobatiformes; Dasyatidae. The transcript has 22 exons. Gene Ontology annotation, biological process: chromosome segregation; peptidyl-serine phosphorylation; intracellular signal transduction. The record is from RefSeq and is a predicted model, not a curated record. Gene Ontology annotation, cellular component: nucleus. Gene Ontology annotation, molecular function: ATP binding; protein serine/threonine kinase activity. The coding region runs from base 322 to 2403 and encodes 693 amino acids.